Aspergillus luchuensis is the source of this 2070-nucleotide messenger RNA. RefSeq names its product fungal specific transcription factor domain-containing protein. Gene Ontology annotation, molecular function: zinc ion binding; DNA binding. Lineage: Eukaryota; Fungi; Ascomycota; Eurotiomycetes; Eurotiales; Aspergillaceae. The record is from RefSeq and is a predicted model, not a curated record. The transcript is spliced from 2 exons. The coding region runs from base 1 to 2070 and encodes 689 amino acids. Gene Ontology annotation, biological process: DNA-templated transcription.
AUGGGAUUACAGUGUGAAACUGUCCGGCCAUGUAUCCUCUGCCGCCAUGCUGGUCGCAAAUGUGAGACCACUGAUCGGCGAGCAUAUCGCCGUCGGCAGGGACUACGCACACUGCGUGUCCCUAGCGUUGAGAAUCAAAGUCCUGGGACAGCAGAAGCGUGCAACCCCUCACAUGGCCCUACCCUGCCAGGCUCAAAUGUAACCUACUCUGAAGGAACACAACUGGGCGAAACCACCUCUUCCAUCGAUUUUGCUCAACGUAUUUUUGACGAGGAAGAAACUGGACGCGUUCUGACGGCCGCCACUCUUCCGGGAGAUGUGGCUGCUUCUAAUCCCAACCUUGGCGAUAAUAUGUGGCGCCUUCAGAAGAUCAAAUUACCCUCACCCAAGAUUAUGUUGACACUCAUAGAUGCCUACUUCCAUCGGAUGCAGUGGUUCAUAUUGUUGUUUGUGGAGCCUGAAUUUCGAAAAUGUGCCCAGAGAAUCAUCCCACAUGACCAAUGGCACCGCCGAGACCUAGGUGCGUGCAUGGCUGUCCUAGCUGUGGCAGCUAUCGGCUUGCAAUCCGUGCUCCUAGAUCGAGAAUGGCCCGGGCAUGAGCUAUUGCGUAUGCAUAGCAUUGACCCUCAAGUACUACUUGACGGCUUGAUUUCAGAGAUACGAGUCCAUUUGCUAGAUCUUUUGGAAGAUUGUCCCAUCGAAGCCGUCCAGGUUCCUAUGCUUCUCUCUUGUUAUUACGUCUUUCAUAAACCACGCCUUGCGUGGACUGUUCUGGGGAUGUCUGUGAGAGCGGCGUACGCUCUAGACAUACAGCACCCGAAACUCACAGAUACAGAUCCGGUCAUGGAUGAAAUCAAGACGCGCUGCUGGAACCACCUCAUAGUAGCAGAUACCUUUACGACGAUGGUAUAUGGACGAGCACUUUCAAUUGACUACGCAGAGGUGCGUCAACUGAGAGUUGUGGAUGACCUUACUAUACCAUCCCCGCUUCUGAACCUUUUUCCUGAGAUGGCUAGUAAUAGCAAUUCUGGGAGAAGCAAAUUUCACAUAAUGAAGGCAGAAAUUUACAGAGUCGUGCGUGAGACACUUUUGCAGUUUCGCCGGUUGCGCUUCGGACCAAUGAUGGAGGACAAAGAACUGCAGACAGUCGCCUCGAUUACACAAGAAUCAGACGGCAAUUUGAGACUGUGGCGCCAAAGGGUCCCUCGAAUGUUUGACUAUAAUUUUUGGAGCAGUGGAGGCUGGGAGGAUAUCACACAGGCUCUCCAAACAUCUGAUGUGUUAGUAAAGGAGCAAGCAGAGACUAUCUUUCUCCAGGCAGCGAUUUUACAACUAACAUAUGAUUCGGCGCUCAUCCAUAUUCACCGAGCGCUGCUCGAACGAAGAGUUCGAACCACUUGUAAGCCUCUUAUUGAGGCGAUCAACAAAUCCCUCGUGGCAGCUACCACUGCAGCUCUCCGCAUUUCUCGUAUUCCGGUUCAUAAAUUCCAGAAUAGCUUUGCAGGAUCAUUUGUUUCUAUGCAACAAUUCACUGCCGGUGCCAUUCUUUGCCUUCAGCCAUCCCUUCUUCCUUUUUCGCAGGCUGCUUUCGACGCUAAGGCUGGAGUCAUGAGAAUUAUCAGGGCUAGUCGGGCUAUCAGUUAUCACAAUCGAAUCGCGAAACAUAUCGAGGAGCUUUUGACUGAGCUGUUGCGAGUCGUAAAUGAGCGUGAGAUGUCUCGUGCUCUAGUUGACGACCCGUCAGACGGCAUGGCUGACAAUAAGAUGUUCAUGUGGCUCAACCCUGCUACUUCUCGUCAAAGGAGAAGGGAACAUGAUCCUGAUAACCAGGCUUCCUCCUUGCCAAUCGCUAGUGCCACUACGGAAGAACUGGUUGAACCGGAUGUGUGGGACUGUGGAAUAAAUGCCGACUUCCCAUCCGAUGGUACAUAUAUUUCACCAGUUGACUUUCCGUCAGAGUCUAUUCUUGAACAACUGGACAGUACAUUCGGAGCCUUUGGAGAACUUAUGUUCAAUAUGACCCCAGAAGAUCAAAACAAUAUAUGGAAUUGGGGUCGGACUUUCCCUUAA